AUGUGGCAAAUUCUUCACCACCAACUCCAACCUGGUGGCCCACCAGAGGAUCCACACCGGGGAAAAGCCUUUCUCCUGCUCAGAGUGUGGAAAAUGCUUCACGAGCAGCUCGGACCUGGUCAAGCACAAGAUCAUUCACACCGGGGAGAAGCCCUUUCCGUGCUCCUCGUGCGGGAAAUGUUUCACUAA
Messenger RNA from Staurois parvus, 189 nucleotides. The record is from the annotation of a GenBank genome assembly. NCBI's taxonomy places the organism in Eukaryota, Metazoa, Chordata, Amphibia, Anura, Ranidae.